AUGGAGGUGGACAGUGACAGCGACGAGACGGUGGUUACAAACGAAGAAGGCUGUCAGGCACGCUCGGAUAGAUCGACGCGCGAUGCGACACCACCCCGCCAGCGACGGCGACGACUGCUCCUGUCGACCGACAGCGCCUUCGCCGACACUGUACUCCCUUCCCUUGUCCAGAACCCAUAUCUCGAACUGCGUCUGAUCACCGACGAACCUUCGGCUCUGCUGGCGGGCACGAACAAAAUCCCGCACUACAUGGACACGGUGGACAGUACAACGUUCGAUAAGAAGACGGGGGCACGGAAAUGGCUCAAGGCGAAAACGGCCGAGCUCUGCGAGUGGGCCGAUAUGCUGCUGGUUGCACCCAUUGACGCGGGCGCUUUGGGGUCGAUGUUGGCGGGGUUGACCAACACUUUGACCUUGGCGCUGCUGCGCGGCUGGGUCUCUCUGAAGCCCGUCAUUCUGAUUCCGGGGAUGACUGUGUCCGAGUGGGAUCACCCACUAACCACUCGUCAACUUGACGAAAUCAACCGGUUUUGGCCGUGCAUCCGCAUCGUGCAACCCGUGCUCUGGAGGUCUAAUGGGCCCGAAGAUUUGACACCGCUGCCAUGGGACGGACUGGACGAUUUACACAAAUCGCUCGAAACGGGUUUGGAUUUACCUCACUGGGAUGCAUCCAUGACCAAAGGCUCCUGGGUGACCGGCGAUGCAAAUGCCGCCAAGACCUCAAAACGAACCCUCUCAUCCGCAAGAGCGUCAAGCAGUGCCACCGCCGAGGCGCUCCGACAUCUUCAAACGCACUGGCCCAAUGCAGAGACUAAAGCUUGCUCUCUGCCUCUCGAGAUAUGGCUGAACGUUUUCGAGGACCAGCUGGGGGACUGGGAAAUUGCUAAGGCUGUGGGCAUUCCGGCCAACAUCGCCGUCCCACAGGAGUGGCAGAGCCAUCUGCUUAAAAUGUCCACACCGGCCUCUUUGGAAUAUACGAUAUUGCGUGGCUCCUUUGCCGCCAUUAAGAAGCGCAUCGACGCCCUGCCUCGAUGGAAGCCACUGUCAGAUCUUGCAUGCCAUCUUAUUGUGAAGUUCUCUCGCACCGAUAUCCUCUCCUAUCUCACUGAAAAUCACCUCGAUCUUCUCUGGACAACGUCCCGUCUUACAAACAUUCCCUACCGUGCAUCUGCGAUCUACGGAAACCCUACGGUCUUGACCUGGUGGCGUGACGCCCCGGCUCUACCGAAUAAAGAAUACAUGGCCGAUGCCAUGGACGGCGCCUCCCGUGCCGGUUUCCUCCACGUGUUGGAUUGGUGGCUACACUCCGGCCUUCCUCUCAGAUACAGCGAACGCGCACUCGAAUCCGCCAGUGCCGAGGGCCGAGUUGCCGUCCUUGACUGGUGGAAAGCAGCAUCCGCCAAAGCCCCCUUCCUCAAACCUCUUCCACUCAAGGUGGGCAAGUCUGUUCUGCUGGCAGCGCAGUCUGGCCGCGCCUCGUCUCUAGCAUGGUGGGACGCAUCAGGUAUCCCGUACAGCCACGCUGAGAGUGUUGCGCGGAUCGCCAGCACACAUGGUCACGUCCAUGUCCUCGACUUCUGGUAUCGGCUAAAAGGGCCGAAGAUGAUCUUCGACAACCAGGUCCUAGUUGGCCCAACCAAAAACGGUCACGACCACGUCUUACAGUGGUGGAAAGACUGCGGUCUCCGAGUCGAGUUCAAAACCUGCGACAUCGAAGAAGCACUUGAAGACGCCGUCUCAGGAGCUGACGGCCGCGUCCGCCGCUGGUGGGAACGCAACGGCCUAAACCUGGGUGUCGGCACACGGGAGUGGAUGAAGACCAAGGUUCUCUGA
Messenger RNA from Penicillium cinerascens, 1833 nucleotides. RefSeq lists its product as uncharacterized. Lineage: Eukaryota; Fungi; Ascomycota; Eurotiomycetes; Eurotiales; Aspergillaceae. Bases 1 to 1833 code for a protein of 610 amino acids. Gene Ontology annotation, cellular component: phosphopantothenoylcysteine decarboxylase complex. The record is from RefSeq and is a predicted model, not a curated record. The transcript has a single exon. Gene Ontology annotation, biological process: coenzyme A biosynthetic process. Gene Ontology annotation, molecular function: FMN binding; phosphopantothenoylcysteine decarboxylase activity.